GAAAAUCCACAAGGAAGUGGUCCGCGCAAGUCCGUGUGACUUGUCAGCGCUCGUAGACAGGAGCAGGAGGCUCUGCUGGAGCUCUGCAGCCGCAUCGGCUCUCCUAAUUUCCACAUCGGGGUUCGGUCCAACAUGGCGGCUUACGGAUGGAAAUACUGAUGACAGUCCGAAAGAUCGCCUCGAUUUGUACGAUGGGCGCCAAUGCCUCUACCUUGGAAAAGGAGAUUGGACCAGAACAGUUUCCUGUUAAUGAACACUACUUUGGACUGGUGAACUUUGGCAACACCUGCUACUGUAACUCUGUGCUGCAGGCUCUGUAUUUCUGCCGACCGUUCAGGGAGAAGGUGUUGGCGUACAAGGUGCAGCCGCGUCGUAAGGAGUCCCUCCUCACCUGUCUGGCUGACCUGUUCAACAGCAUCGCCACGCAGAAGAAGAAAGUCGGAGUCAUUCCUCCAAAGAAGUUCAUCUCGCGGCUGAGGAAGGAGAACGAGCUGUUUGACAACUACAUGCAACAGGAUGCCCAUGAAUUCCUCAACUACCUCCUCAACACCAUCGCAGACCUUCUCCAGGAGGAGAAGAGCCAGGAGCGACAGCAGAACGGGAAGCUGGUGCAGAACGGGGGAGGAGGGGGGGGAAGCGAGGGGGGAGGAGGAGGAGGAGGGGAAGGGGAGGGGGGAAAGGAGACGCAGCAGACGUGGGUCCACGAGAUCUUCCAGGGAACACUGACCAACGAGACGCGUUGCCUCAACUGUGAAGCCGUGAGCAGUAAAGACGAGGACUUCCUGGAUCUGUCGGUGGAUGUGGAGCAGAACACCUCCAUCACACACUGUCUCAGGGGCUUCAGCAACACAGAGACUUUAUGCAGUGAAUACAAGUACUACUGUGAGCAGUGUCGCAGUAAACAGGAAGCCCAGAAAAGGAUGAGGGUGAAGAAGCUGCCGAUGAUCCUCGCCCUCCACCUGAAGCGAUUCAAAUACAUGGACCAGCUGCACCGCUACACCAAGCUGUCCUACCGCGUGGUCUUCCCCCUGGAGCUCCGCCUCUUCAACACAUCCGGCGACGCCACCAACCCCGACCGCAUGUACGACCUGGUGGCCGUGGUCGUGCACUGUGGCAGUGGUCCCAACCGUGGACACUACAUCACCAUAGUGAAGAGUCAUGGCUUCUGGCUGCUCUUUGACGACGACAUUGUUGAGAAAAUCGACGCACAGGCGAUCGAGGAGUUCUACGGCCUGACAUCGGACAUUUCCAAGAACUCUGAGUCAGGAUACAUCCUGUUUUACCAGUCCAGAGACUGAAGCGGCCCGCGGUGGAUCCCCAACAGGCUGUCACUCAGCAGAAGAGGAGGGUCAUGGCUGCCAAGCGUCCAGGCUUCAUUCCCAGUUGACGGGGCUUCGCACUGGAGCACCUCCUGGGUCUUUUAAGAUGCAGCCUCCUGGAUUACAAGCUUUUCAACCCUCUGAGUCCACAUUGCAAAAAAAAAAAAAGCACCUUAAAUAACAAGAUGGCUGACUCAGUAACACUCACUUUGCACUGUGGCAUCCAGUGAGAGCACUGAGUAACACCAAUCCAAGAGGCUGACAUCGGUGUGUGCACGGCGGCCUGUCCUGGAGGCAAGAGACGUGUGGACACGAUGCAGAGACCAAUCAGCUGUUAAGGAAGAUGCAUCGGCGGCCGCCACGGUGUCCAUGUUUCCAUGUAAAGCCCUCCUUAGCUUUACGCUAACACACAGGCAACUUACAUUCAUAAUAGAAAAAAAACACUUUUUCCUCUGGAGCCAGAGAAAUGUCUGCUAAUAUGUAAACAAAGCCACUGACACUACCUUUUAGCAGGCGAAUAGCUUGAACAAGGCCGUGAUGCGUUUGAUGGUUUUGCAGUGUUUGUACCAGGCAGUGGUGCUGAGAACAUACAGUUCUAGUAAAAUGAAAGCCAGAUAGAUCCGUCUGACCAGUAGACAGCGUUCUGUCCAGCUGAUUAAGAACCAGUCAGUGUUUAUUAAUUAGACAUGUGUUACUGUUAAAUGCAGUGAUCAGCAUCCUGCAGCAGAGCUGGAACAUUUUGGAACAACUCGAUCUUCAAGGCCAGAAAAGGACGAGCUGUUCAUCAGCCGGUUAGCUGAGCAGUUACUGGUGUGUUGGGCUAUUUAUGGGUGAUUUGGAGGAGCUGAAUCCUCAGACUAACUUUUAUUAGGCAGGCAUUACAUGGCUUUUAACAGCAAGCACAUUUUUCUUUUUGCUUUUCCAAAGGUUUGUGUUGUUUUUAUAAGGCUUGACUUCAAAAUGUCAGAAUAUGCACAUUUGUACCAUUUUUUACAAGGGACACAAAAAACAAAGUUUUUUUUCCUUUUAGUCUGUUCUGACAUCUGAUCUGUCACACUACAUGAAGCCUGAAUGUUAUGUAGUUGGUUAGUUUUAAGCUUUAUUUAUGAACAGGAAACCAACACAUCUGUACAGACACCUGCAACAGCUGGUUCAAUCCACCAGACGCAGGCGGAUUUUCACUCCAGCUAGUGUUGCUCCUGCAGGUGUUCAGACCUUCAUGUCACAUGUUUGUACGUAUUCCUCGUAGCCCUCAGUGAUGCUGCCUGCUGGUCUGUAACUCUGCAACAUGGUGUAUUUAAUGCCGUAAGUCCUUCUCUGCAGAUGAAAAUGGCUCUAAAAACCUGAAGUAGUACAAUAGGAAAUGAUUCGGCGUGGCAACAACUUAUGCUUUAAUGCUAAGUCAUACUGUUCAGUAACAGUAGCUGCUGCUUUUCAAAGCUAUGACUGACAGUAAGUGCUUAACUAAAAAAAACUGUCAUUACUGUAUUGGCGUGUUGAUUCUGGCAACUCAUUAUUCAGUGCUAAAACAAAAAACCUACUUGAGUGUUCAGAGAGUAAAUGGAUUUGGUUAAAGCACCGCUGGUGCUUUCAGUGAGUUGAAGACAGCCUUUACAGUAGGUGAACCCUGCUGAUCGCUAAGUCCUCAUUAAAUGCCCAGAUAGAACCCGAUGGUCAUCUCGAGUGCGUUUUACACCGUUGGCUGGACAGCAGCUCACUCCCAGGCCUCCGUCUGCAGAUGGAAAAAGAAUGGCGUGUUGCUCUUAGUAGCUGUAGGGUGUUUAUAUCUGACAGUACUUGAGUGGCCUGGGCAUUGGGUCAGGUAUUAUCUGAAUGUUAAAACCUACAGUAAAACAAAUAGAAACCCUGCUCGACCAGUAAAACACACACAGAAGUGGCUUUCCCUCCUUUUUGACACAAUUAAAACACAUCGUCAUUUUUCAGUAAUUUAUCAGCUUGAUUAGCAGGAAGUCUUAACGAAACCAGAGCGCUGUCAGGUUUUACCAAGCAGCACAAGCGAACAGCCGAGUUCAGAAACUGGACCAGUGCGUUAGAGUCACCACACCUUUCCUCUUCCUUACAAAUUCAACGAAGCAGUUAAAGGAUGACGGUGCGCAACAUAUGAAGAUCUUUAGUUUUACAUUUUACAUAUAAAUAAGCACCAAGAAGCACAAGCGGGCCUGACUUGGCAGAUGAAGUCCACAGAUUAUGUUCCGACCUGGCCUCCACUUGUUUUUAUGUAAUGCAGUUUGAUGGAAAUCAUUUUCCCAGACAUUGUAAUGUGUUGGUUGAAUGGUUGACAUGUUUGGCUUGAGAAAGCUUUGGACAGCACUGUUGAAACAAGGCUCUUCUUUUAUUUAAAUACUAUUAUGAAUGUCUGUUAACUUUUUUCCUAGAUGUUUCACUCUUUUUUGAUAUUUUACUAAAUCUACUAGUCUACCAUUGUUGUGUAGGCAGCUCUAAAGAAUUGAGGAUUUAUUUUGCUUUAAUGUUGGAAGAGAGGCUGAUAUGUACAUAAAUGCAGAUUAUGUUAUUAUUGGAAUAUAAAUGAUUGCUUGUUUGAAAUAAUCAGCAGACCCGUAUCAGAAAUGUAAGUUGAUAGUAAACCAAAAUGCCUGGUGCUUCAAUUGGAACAAGUCCUGUUUGGUUUCCCAGGCAGCAUCAACCAAACAGCCCCGAGUGAAUCUGCUCACGUGUAAUCUGGCUGGUCACACUGUACCACACAGGAAACAGGUUCUCUGAACAAAAAACUGCUGUGCAGAAGGUAAUUAACUGAAAACUGUCACGUGUAUCACUGUGUUAAAGGAAAAAUCCACUUUAAAGUACAUGAAAUCAA
Molecule: messenger RNA, 4155 nt
Organism: Betta splendens (Siamese fighting fish)
Lineage: Eukaryota; Metazoa; Chordata; Actinopteri; Anabantiformes; Osphronemidae
Gene: usp12b
Product: ubiquitin specific peptidase 12b
Exons: 10
Coding region: 147-1298 (383 amino acids)
Biological process (GO): protein deubiquitination
Cellular component (GO): cytosol; nucleus
Molecular function (GO): cysteine-type endopeptidase activity; cysteine-type deubiquitinase activity
Source: RefSeq, a predicted model, not a curated record